UCACAGUCCUGUGUUUUGCAGGCUGGUUAAAGUAACGUUACCUGCAGCUACGUUAAAAUAAUCUAUAAUCUAUAAUCAGGAUGAUCCGCUCCGGACUGUUAGUUAUAAUUCUGUACUCAGCGCUCAUUAGUGGCACCGAGCUGACCUUUGAGUUGCCAGAUAACGAGAAACAAUGUUUUUACGAGGAUUUAGAAGAAGGAGUGAAGUUUGAAAUCGACUUUCAGGUAAUCGCUGGAGGGAACUACGAUGUUGACUGUUUUGUUACAGAUCCAUUGGGUAAUACUCUGUAUGAGGAACGGAAGAAGCAAUAUGACAGCUUUACCCAUACAACAGCUCUAAAGGGGGUUUACAAAGUCUGCUUCAGCAACGAGUUCUCCACCUUCUCUCAUAAAACUGUGUAUUUAGACUUCAGAGCUGGAGAGGAGACGCCGUUACUGCCGGAUAUGAACAGAGCAACGGCGCUUACACAGAUGGAAUCAGCCUGCUUGUCCAUCCAUGAAAUUCUGAAGGUAGUGUCAGACACACAGACAUGGUACCGCCUUCGAGAAGCUCAGGACCGCAUUAGGGCAGAGGACCUGAACGAUCGCGUGUCUUUCUGGUCUGGUGGAGAGACUCUUAUUCUGUUUCUGGUCAGCCUGGGACAGGUUCUCAUCCUCAAAAGCUUUUUCAGUGAGAAGAAAGCCAACGUGGCCACCAGCACAUAGAUCACCCACUGUUUCACAACAUUACAACCACUUGACCAUGUCUGUGACACUUUAAUAGGAGCUGGAUCAGUUCAUUCAUAACAUUUCCAGUGAUAAUAGCGAGAACACAUCUCCAUUUAGGUAUAAAGGAACAGUGAUACAAGGAUUUAUUUUUGAUGCAAUAAAAUAUUAUAAUAAGUGAUAUAUUUAAUGGGUACACAUGAAUCCUCUGAAAUUUAGCAAUAGUGUCAUCUAUUAAACUUUAUAACACUUUAGUCAAUAGUCAACAAUGUUAUUUAAAUAUUUGAGCUGAAUGGACCAUUGUUUACUGUUUUGUUUUCAUGUCCAUAUUUAAACACUGAAAAUUAUUUUUAAUGCUAUUAUUGGUCAAACUAAGAGUUACGUUGCUUUUAGUUUUUUUUUUUUGUUAUUUAAUUGUUGUUUUGUUCAUCUUUAGGUCAUGUUGCAAAAACAACUAGUAUUUUUUAUGGAUGAUGUUGAUAACCAACCAGCCACUUCAAUAAAACUGCCUUCCUGUUUCA
This is a messenger RNA of Astyanax mexicanus (Mexican tetra), 1225 nucleotides long. RefSeq names its product transmembrane p24 trafficking protein 3 (gene tmed3). The transcript is spliced from 3 exons. NCBI's taxonomy places the organism in Eukaryota, Metazoa, Chordata, Actinopteri, Characiformes, Acestrorhamphidae. Bases 81 to 704 code for a protein of 207 amino acids. Gene Ontology annotation, cellular component: Golgi apparatus; COPI vesicle coat; COPII-coated ER to Golgi transport vesicle. Gene Ontology annotation, biological process: endoplasmic reticulum to Golgi vesicle-mediated transport; intracellular protein transport; Golgi organization. The record is from RefSeq and is a predicted model, not a curated record.